AAUGCUUGCUUAUUCCUCCAAAAGGUUUUAAAGCAGAGACACAGGAGCAGAAAAUUUCAGAAUGCCAUCUGAGAGGUGCCUCAGUAUUCAAGAAAUGCGGACAGGCAGGAGGCUUUGUCAGUCCGAUUCUCACCAUGAUGCUGUCCUGGCAGCACUGAAUCAGCAAAGAAGUGAUGGUGUUCUCUGUGAUGUCACCCUCAUAGCUGAAGAGCAGAAAUUCCAUGCCCACAAGGCUGUCCUAGCAGCAUGCAGUGAUUAUUUCCGAGCAAUGUUCAGUCUAUGUAUGGUGGAAAGUGGAGCUGAUGAAGUGAAUUUACACGGUGUGACUAGCCUUGGUUUAAAGCAAGCUCUGGAAUUUGCAUACACAGGACAGAUUCUAUUGGAGCCAGGGGUGAUCCAGGAUGUAUUGGCAGCUGGAAGUCAUCUUCAGCUACUGGAACUCCUCAAUUUAUGUUCCCACUAUCUCAUCCAGGAAUUAAAUAGCUUUAAUUACUUGGAUCUGUACAGACUUGCUGACCUCUUUAAUCUCACUUUGCUGGAGAAGGCAGUGAUCGAUUUUUUAGUGAAACACCUCUCUGAACUCCUGAAGAGUCACCCUGAAGAAGUUCUAACACUUCCCUAUUGCCUGCUUCAAGAGGUCCUGAAGAGUGACCAGCUGACAUCCCUAAGUGAAGAGCAAAUCUGGCAGCUAGCAGUGAGGUGGUUGGAGCACAACUGCCACUACCAGUACAUGGAUGAGCUCCUCCAGUACAUUCGUUUCGGCCUAAUGGAUGUGGACACCCUUCAUACGGUUGCCCUGUCUCAUCCUCUGGUCCAAGCCAGUGAGACAGCAACAGCCCUCGUCAAUGAGGCCUUGGAGUACCACCAGAGCAUCUAUGCACAGCCAGUGUGGCAGACCCGAAGGACCAAACCUCGCUUCCAGUCAGACACACUCUAUAUCAUUGGUGGGAAAAAGCGGGAGGUCUGUAAAGUCAAAGAACUCCGGUAUUUCAAUCCAGUUGACCAAGACAAUGCCCUCAUAGCAGCAAUAGCCAACUGGAGUGAACUGGAACCGAUGCCUGUAGGCAGGAGCCACCACUGUGUUGCGGUGAUGGGGGACUUCCUUUUUGUAGCAGGUGGGGAAGUGGAGCACGCUACCGGCCGGACAUGUGCUGUAAGGACUGCCUGUCGCUAUGAUCCCCGUAGUAACUCUUGGGCCGAGAUUGCACCCAUGAAAAACUGCCGGGAACAUUUUGUGCUGGGAGCGAUGGAUGAAUAUCUCUACGCUGUAGGAGGCCGGAAUGAACUGCGUCAAGUUCUGCCCACGGUGGAGCGAUACUGUCCCAAGAAGAACAAAUGGACUUUUGUACAAUCCUUUGACCGGUCUCUUUCAUGUCAUGCAGGAUAUGUGGCGGAUGGUCUUCUUUGGAUAUCAGGUGGGGUAACGAAUACUGCACAGUAUCAGAACAGACUAAUGGUGUACGAACCCAACCAGAAUCAGUGGAUCAGUCGAAGCCCCAUGCCGCAGAGAAGGGUGUACCAUUCUAUGGCUGCUGUCCAGAGGAAGCUGUAUGUUCUUGGGGGCAAUGACUUGGACUAUAAUAAUGAUCGCAUCCUUGUGCGACAUAUAGAUUCUUAUAACAUAGAUACAGACCAGUGGACGCGCUGCAAUUUCAACCUGUUAACUGGUCAAAACGAAUCCGGAGUUGCUGUCCAUAAUGGAAGAAUAUAUUUAGUUGGUGGCUAUUCGAUUUGGACAAAUGAGCCUCUGGCAUGUAUCCAGGUUUUGGACGUCAGCAGAGAAGGCAAAGAAGAGGUGUUCUAUGGACCUACACUUCCUUUUGCUUCCAAUGGAAUAGCAGCAUGCUUCCUUCCAGCUCCGUAUUUCACAUGUCCUAACCUCCAAACCCUGCAAGUGCCUCAUCACAGGAUUGGCAAUGUCUGAGCAUCCCAAAUGUGCUGUUUCAUGCAAGCCAAGAAUAGGAGGAAAGAAAAGAAGAAAGUCUCUGAAGCUCGACUAUCUGAUUGACUGUGGGCAUGGAGAAUGGAAGGAGUCAGUACUCAAUGCUUCCUUGUUUUGUUUUACACAUCUGUCUUAAAUUCAUAUACAUAUUAGUUUAAAAAAAAAGAAUCAUUUUCUAAAAUACAUUAUUGAAAAACUCCUGUCAACUUCCUCUCCUUUAUCACAUGUCAGCAUACCAUAUGGUAUGUGAAUUUUUAAAAAUCAUGGUAUAGCUCAGUGUCAUCCUGUUCCUUGCCUGUAUGUGGCUCCAUGUGUCUUAAAUACACUCUCCAUGUGUUCUUCCCAGCUAGUGUUGUCCAGGAUUAUACAAUACUAUGUUAACUGUGCACAUUUUUUUCUUGCUAAUGGCAUCACUGAUUCAACAAAGUAAUGGCUCUUCAGUAUUAGACUUUUCACCAUUACAAAAUAACUUCAGAAAACUAUUACCUAUCCCCAUUCAGUAGAGGCUCUGCAUUACCGUAUGAUAAAUUUUUAAAUGUCAUAUUUUAUUCAAGGUAAUCCAAGAAUAAUAGAAUGGAAGACAGCUGGGGGGGAAAGCCAGAAAACUGAAUUCUUAUCCUAUUUUACUCACUCUAUGAGCUUGGGCAGAAAGUAAAACCUCUCUCCAAUUUUCAGCUUCCUUAUUGUUUAAGCAAUGUAAUUAUCUCCUCUUUCCAUCCCAAAGGGAUGUUUUGAAGACAAGACAAGCACUGUGAAGUGUUUUGACCUCUUAAAGAAAUAAAAAUGUAUUUCUAAAUUACAAGAUAUUACUACUGUCUUCAGGAUCAUGUAACUGAGCACAGGGAGAACAGAUUCUUUUUAUGUUUAAAAAUCAUCAGAUCCAACUUGGAAGGUGUAAAGUAUGUAGGAAAAUGUAUACAAAUCCCAAAAUGAAUAGCAGAUAGUAAUUAGGAUGAAGAGAGUUUACUUACUCUGUCUAUCUCCAACCUUGUACAAAUCCUUGCCUCAAGUAAUAACUACGAAACAUCUCUCAUUCAAACUCUGUUCAGUCAAAGAUGACAUUUAAAAGCUUAAAAAAAUUAGUUUGCACUAACUACAUACCAAAAAGUGCUUUGACAUAAAUUUGAACCUAGAAAAACCAGGUCUAAGAAUUUAAAAGUUUUCUUACUUUAUUAAAGGUUAUGUCAAUCUUGAAUGCUUAGGGGAUUCUGUUCCACCUUCUCCAUCCAUAUUUUAUUAUUAGUACUUUUAAUAAUGAAUUGGAAAUCUCUUUUCAGACCAGAAACGUAUCCUUAUUAUUUAAAAAAUAAAACAAACACUGCCUCCCACCCCCAUAAACCCUACUAUUCAAAUACCAUAUUUGAUGUGUAAAUCCAAGAGAUGUAAAGGGAGUUUGUUUGAUAUAAUUAUAAGCUAAUUUGCCUUUAUUGAGUUAAGAUUUUACUAUGACCCAUUUGUCCCCUGUAUAUUUUAAUUGCCCACUGAUCCAAGACUCUUCAUUUAAUAGGACACUGACAUUUUUAUUCAUACCAGUAUUUCCUGCACAUUCAAGUGAAAGGAGUCUUACAUUUAAUGAAUCAAAUCCUCAAUAAUAGCAAUUACUAAAUGCUAUCUGUUUUCUAAAAAACUCCAGUGCAUUAAGAGUAUUUUAAAAUAAAAAGUUAGCUCUUAGAUAGUCAUCUUUUAAAAGACAUCAUUUAGUAAGAUAUCCACUAAUUAGAACCUUGUUUAGUUGUUGGGUAGGUAGGGAAGCCAUAUUUUAGAAAAAAGAACAAAUCAGGUAAAAAAAAAAAAGCACUUAAAGGCCUAUUAUGUGCCAGAUACUCUGAUAAGCACUAGGCAUACAGAGAUAGACAAAAAAAUGUCCCUUUUCUCAAGGAGCUUAUGAUUUAGUUUUACUGUUCCUCUUGAAAGAUAAAAAACUCCCUAAACAUCUCUCUGGGCCCUGACCAACAAGAGUGAUGACUUACGUGAUCCCCAGUGAGCCACCAAAAAGAGAUUCAGAGAUCCAUUAGUAAAGGUGAAAUAUCAUUUCAGAGGAAGUCUGAGCAAAAUUCAAAACAAAAACGCAUGAGUUGAGAAACAAAAGGGAGUUUGGAGUUGGCCUUCAUUAACCAGCAAUUCAACAAAUCACAACAUCAGCACAGUUCUAAGAUUUUUAGCUAAGUGAGACUUUCUUCCACAUGCAAUGCAGCACAUGACUCCUUCCUUCCCAUCUCAGGCCCAAGUCCCUGCAGAUUUACUGGAGGGAAAACACGAGUAUCAAUUUGCAUUUACUGACAUUGUUUCAAAUGACAUAGAGGUAUAGGAGAAGACAAGCUUAUGUAGCAAAAGGAAAUCAGCUAAGGAUAAUGGAGAAUACAUAUAAGGACAGACAAGAAUCCUUAUAUAUCACCAAAAUACCCCCCCCCUAAAAUUUGCUAAUCUAUGUCAUGUUAAUUUAAGGAUUUAAAUUUGAUUAAUAUUAAAGACCUUUAGAUAGUCAUUUAAAUAUUUUUUUUUUCUGCUAUAGGUUUUUCCUCUGGCUAAACAACAUUAUAAAGUGCAUUCACAUUCUUCCCUUUAAAUCUAAAAAUUCCUGAAAUUGAUAACUUUCUUUCACCCCCAAAUGACUAUUGGAAACAACCUUUGAAAUAUUAAGUUUCAGCUAUGUGACCAAAUGAUGGCUCUGAAAUAGACCAGAUAUACAUUUUCCAUUGGAGGGCAUUAUUAAUCUCAAAAAUUUUCAUCUCCCUGUCUUCCAGUUUUGCAUUCAAAAUAAAAGGAAAUUAUAAAAUUUGCAAAAUCCUAGGGAUUAAAUUAUGUAAAUAGUAAGCCUAUAACUUCUCAUGCAUUAUACAUGAACUUCUCAUUUCAAAUUAUUCUGUGGUUUUGCAAUUUUUUGCUUAACAUCUGAAUUGAACCGAAGCCAGCACAAGGUCAGUAUCCAACAUCCUGUUUGUGAGGUCAAGAGACUGAAAAGUCUCUGUCAUUGUAAUCAGUGCAGCAUGCACCUGGUUGAGAGACCUCAGGCACCUGGAUUUUAUUUUGGAAUAUUUUCUUCAAAGCUCAACCUCAUGAAUAAAGUUUUCCUUCAUUUGUUCAUUUGUUCCUUGGUCCAUUUGUUCAUUCUUCCCUCCUCCCUCUGUUUCCCUCCUUCAUUGUGUUUAUUUCUCAGCUACUGCAAUAACUAGGCAACUCUCAAACUACUUUUGCCUUAAACUUCACUUAAACAAUAUGAAGUGUUGGUGAUUGAAGUUACUGUAAUUAAGGCUUGGUUCAGCUCUCAUUUAUUAUUGGAUUAAAAAUUUAUCACAGAAAGCUGACUAGGCAUCAACUUACAAGUAAUAGGCACUGUGCAGACAAAGUUUUCUUAUAUUUACAUAUUCACCAUGUAUAAGUUUAGGUUUAAAAUAACCAUAUCCAGGAUCUUCUGCCAAAGCACAACUCACAGACAAUAUUAGGAAUAACUAUAGUCAUAAUAGGCCUUUUUAUUAAGAAACGAUUCCUACUUUUGACCUUUUAAUUCAGGAGCUGAUCAUUGUGUUACCAAAUGGAUUAUCCAGUUCUGAUUCCUCUGGAUUCAUCAUUCUCUCCAUAAUGGUUCUGAACAGGGACAGCCUUUUGGUGGGGUGGCCCCUACUUGUCACUUGCCUUGGGGACACUUGCUCGUUAAACAUGGAGUCUGUGGCUAUACAUUUUGGGGAAAUCAUAUUUCCAAGAAAAUGAAGUUCUUCCCACUGCAAUAAAUAACACCAACAAAAGUAAGGAGUGGGAUAAGUGGAAUUUAGCCAAUUGUGUGUGAUAUGCUAAAAAUGCUCUCUAUGAGCAGGAGAAAGCACACAUACACAAUUCUUCAGAAGCAAAGCAGUUUUGAACAGUAAAGUCAACAAGAAUUUAUUAAGUAGCUACUAUGUACCAGGCGCUGAGUCUGGCUGGGGCUACCAAGAAAGGGUUAAAGAACAGGUCAAAAUUGGAAUAGGGUGUAGAAGGGAACCCUCUAUUCUAAUAUAACCUACUCACCUAUUCUUUCCUGCCCAAGUAGAAAAAGUUAUACCCCAAAAGAAACAAGAUGAAUUACAGGAAAACAAAUAUUCAAGGAGAAAUGUAGCUAAACAGUAAAUUAAAUGUUGAUCAUCUUUCUGUCUUAAUAAAGGAUUUCUUUCAAGGAGGCAUACAUAGGCUGCCACAAGUUUUAUCAUAUUAUUUCUGUUUUUUUAUGGAAGUUGUAUUAAUUAGAUGCUAAUUCACAUAGACCCUGAACCAUAACUAAAUCUGGAUGUCUAAUAAAAUUCUGCUAU
This is a messenger RNA of Dromiciops gliroides (monito del monte), 6222 nucleotides long. RefSeq names its product kelch like family member 32 (gene KLHL32). The transcript is spliced from 10 exons. Gene Ontology annotation, molecular function: protein binding. Lineage: Eukaryota; Metazoa; Chordata; Mammalia; Microbiotheria; Microbiotheriidae. The coding region runs from base 62 to 1924 and encodes 620 amino acids. The record is from RefSeq and is a predicted model, not a curated record.